GCAGAAUGCGCCACCGAGAUCCAUUUUUGCUCAUUUUUGCCGCGCCCGGCGGGGCCAUGGAGCUGGCUCUGGCGGAGGCCACACAGAAUGGGGAUGCCCAGGAGGUGUCCCGGCUCCUAGAGAGCGGUGCAAAUCCAAAUGUCCCGGACGAGCUGGGCGAGCCCCCCAUCUUCGAAGCGGUCGCCUGUGGCAGCGCCAAGAUCCUGACGCUGCUGCUCCUGGCCAAAGCGGACCCAAGGUUCCAGUCCCCGCAGGGCCUCACAGCGCGGCAGAUGGCGGACCAACCGCUGCAGCUGCUCCUGGACCUGUUCUGUGGUGAGGCAAAAAUUGCCGACCUGGGCUCCUUAGACCUGCCAGCACCACUCCUUCGUCGCUUGAAAUCUGCGCUGGAGCCGGUAAAAGCUCAAGCCGAAGUCGAAGAGGCUGAAGCGUUUGCGCCGAGAGAAGAUGAAGAGGAGCCAGAGGUGGCGGCCAAAGAAGCACCCGAAAAAGCCUCAGUGGCGAUGCCAGCAGCACUGCUAGAGGUGCCGGAAGAAGCAGCCUGGCCAGAAGUGUCGGCAGAAGAGUCGGAAGCGCCGGCAGAAGUGCCGACAGCAGCACCAGUAGAAGACCUGGAAGCGAUGGCAGCAUCGGUAGAAGAGCCAGAAGAAACAAAGGUUGCAGAAGCAGCAGCUUUUGCUGAAGCAGCUGCACUGUCAUCGCCAGAAGCAGCGCCGCCAGAAGCAAUGCCGCUACAUGUGGCGGCAGCACCCAGAGAAGCGGUUCCCCCCGCGGCCGCCCUUCCGCCUGUGGUGCUUUCGGAGCGCGGAAAGGAGGGUUCUACGCCCGCGAGCUCUUCCGCGAUGCCGGGCACGACCAAAGCCUCGGGUGCCAGGCACGUGGUGCUCCACUCGCCGCUGGUGGCGCUGAGGCAGCGGCCCUGCUUCCGCAGCCCCAAGCUGCGGAGCCUGCGGCCUGGGGAGGAGGUGCUGCUCGCAGAGUGGGACGCCACCCGCGUGUGGCGGCGCUUGGCACAAGAGGAGGCCUGGGUGCCUGUGAAGCACCCCAGCCUGGGCUGCCUGCUCAGACCUGAGGCGGGCGGCAACUCGGUGCCGGAAAUGGCGCCGGUGCCGCUGCCGGCGCUGCAGAUGUCGGUGGCAGAGGCAUGGCGACAGCUCUACGAGGGGGGCGUGCUGAACAUCCCGCCGCCCAAGGACACGGCCUCGCCCUCCUCGCCGUCUCUGGCAGCCCAGGCCCUGAUGGAGGCUGCCACCAUGGGCCGCGCUGCCACUCCGGAGGGCGAGAAAGCGCUGGCAGCCCUGGAUGUGGCCACGGUGGAGUACGUGAUGAGCGCCGCCCUGCGCCACCUCAGCUGAUCUCGCACCAAUCCGCUCCGCUUCUCCGAGCCCCAGAGGAGAAAACACGAGGGGAAAGCGAGGGGAAAAAAAACGGGCGGAGCCGGUGGUUUUGGUGUUGCUCGGGGAGAAAAAAACGGGCGAAGUAGUUCUUUAGGUCAGGUGCAAGUGGGGCUGCCAUGAUUCGUUCAUCCUUCUUUUCCGGGCCGCGUGUUUUGUUUUUUUGGUGUUUCCUUCUUGUGUUUGUUCUUCUUUGUUUUGUUUUUUCUUCGGAGUGAUGUUCUUUGCUUGGCACUUGGGGUAACUUGACUGUUCGCGCAACAGCAGGCACAUGCACUUGGAGUGCUGAGCCAGAGCACUUAAGCAGCAAGGACAGUUUGUCUGGACAAUACGUUAGAUGCCCCGACUGCAUGUGGAGUCCA
Molecule: messenger RNA, 1756 nt
Organism: Effrenium voratum
Lineage: Eukaryota; Dinophyceae; Suessiales; Symbiodiniaceae
Source: the annotation of a GenBank genome assembly